CGGCGAUGUGUUUCAAUGAGAAAGCCCCUUUGUGUGUUGUCAACGUAUAUAAGACAUUUCUGCCGCAGUUUCUGUCUUUGGAAUAAUGUCGGCUGAAUACGAUAAUAGAGACAAUGGCCCAGAGGGCAUGGAGCCAGAUGGGAUCAUUGAGAGCAACUGGAGUCAGAUCGUGGACAGUUUUGAUGAGAUGAGCCUGCGAGAGACUCUGCUCAGGGGAAUUUAUGCCUAUGGUUUUGAGAAGCCUUCUGCCAUCCAGCAGAGAGCCAUUGUCCCUUGCAUCAAGGGUUAUGACGUGAUCGCUCAGGCCCAGUCUGGCACUGGGAAGACUGCCACCUUUGCCAUUUCCAUCCUCCAGCAGAUUGAUGUGGACUUGAGAGACACCCAGGCUCUGGUCUUGGCCCCCACAAGGGAGCUAGCUCAGCAGAUCCAGAAGGUGGUGCUGGCCCUCGGGGACUACAUGGGGGCCAGUUGCUAUGCCUGUAUUGGAGGGACCAGCAUUCGCAGUGAGGUCCAGAAGCUGCAGGCUGAAGCCCCUCACAUUGUGGUGGGAACCCCUGGCCGUGUCUACGACAUGUUAACUCGCAAAAACCUCUCUUCCAAGUCCAUCAAAAUGUUUGUGCUGGACGAGGCUGACGAGAUGCUUAGUCGAGGGUUUAAGGACCAGAUCUAUGACAUCUUCCUCAAACUGUCCAACAGCAUACAGGUUGUCCUACUGUCAGCCACCAUGCCAGCUGAUGUUUUGGAGGUCACGAAGAAGUUCAUGCGUGAACCUGUCCGAAUCCUGGUAAAGAAAGAGGAGCUGACCCUUGAGGGUAUCCGCCAGUUCUACAUCAAUGUGGAGAAAGAGGAGUGGAAGCUGGACACGCUGUGUGACCUGUAUGAAACACUGACCAUCACACAAGCAGUCAUCUUCAUCAACACGAGGAGGAAAGUAGACUGGCUCACUGAGAAGAUGCAUGCCAGAGACUUCACUGUCUCUGCUCUGCACGGUGAUAUGGACCAGAAAGAGAGAGACUUGAUCAUGAGGGAGUUCCGCUCUGGCUCCAGUCGAGUCCUCAUUACCACUGACCUGCUGGCCAGAGGUAUUGAUGUCCAGCAGGUGUCCCUAGUCAUCAACUAUGACCUGCCGACCAACAGAGAAAACUACAUCCACAGGAUUGGUCGGGGUGGUCGUUUUGGCAGAAAGGGAGUAGCCAUCAACAUGGUGACUGAUGAUGACAGGCGAACCCUGAGGGACAUUGAGACGUUCUACAACACCACCAUUGAGGAGAUGCCCAUGAAUGUGGCUGACCUCAUCUAGAAGACUCCACACACCAUUCGUCCACCCUACCCUGCUUAUUUUAGAAGUUGAACCUUGUUUCUUAUACGAUCUGAAUUCUAAGAACUUUCUUUUACUAAAUUCCACCUUGACUUUACACUCUCCAUUUGAAAGGAAGGAGAAAAUGCAGUCAUUAUUCCUUCCCUGUGUUUGAAAUGGGUUUUUGGCCAUCUUGGAAAGAUGCAUUUUUGACCUGCUUCAGCUGCUUGCCAUAGUCUAUUCACUAAAUUCCUUUUGCAGUAAAUCCCUGUCCUCAAAAGUAAAGCAUUAAUUUGAACAUUUUCAUACUGAUGUUUUGCAGAGUAAGACCUUUAACUUAAGUGAGUUUCUAACUUGGUCUCACAUUUGCAAAAAACCAUGUUUCCAAAAACAGAAUUUUAAAGUGACAAAGUUGAUGUUUAAAAGUAUACUAGUUCUGACGGUUAGCAAAAGCUUAACAUGAAAAUAGUAACAUGGCUCAAUUGAUUACAUGCACAAUGCUAACUGGAAGAUAAUUGAAGCUUUUGUAAAAUGUGGCUGUGAUUUGUACCUGCAGUUUCCCCAGGUGCUGCACUGCUUAGACUGCAGUUAAGUUUGGAUUCGACACACCCAUAGUCUAAAGAAAUGGGAAGUGCUGCAUUUGAACCAGAUCAGUAUUUAAACAACUUUAACACACAUCCAUGAUCAUGUUAAGAACAGGUUUUGGGGCUAGAGCACACAGGGCAUACUCAAUAAAAGACUUGUAUAGUAAAAUCCGUCAUGAAUGAGUUGUUUACCGUUUUGAUCCUUUUACUGCUGUUUCAUACAUAUAUUUUCUAUUGCUUUUGUACAUACUGCUUGACUUGUACAGUCAUUUGUGCAGUUUGAAGUCUGACUGGUGGAUACAGAUGUUUGGAGGAAACCGACGGUGAGUUCUGUGGAGACUUUGCCUCUCGACCCUGACAACCUGGUUGGGUUUUCAUCUCUCACUGACAUUUUUGUUUUUAUUUUUAAACUACAUAUUGGCUUUUAGAUCAGGUGGUGGUGACUUUUUGUAACCUACCUCACCAAAUUUUUUUUUUUUUUUUCUGGGAAGGGGGGGGGGGUCGUCUGACAUGAAAGGACCAAACUGCAAAUGAAAUAUCAAUUCCUAUUCCCCAAAUGUCUGCUCUUUCUAAGCGCUCAUAUUAAAAUGCCUGUCAUGGGUUUGGUGUCUGGUUUAGGAGAACUGUCAUGUUUGGGGUGUAUAGUUAGUGCUAUUUUUUAAAAUGAAUUUACGGAAUUGUUAACCUUUUUAAGACAGAAGCAGUGUAUCAAGUUUUCUACAUUGGAUUCUGUAUAGUAUUUAUUUUAAUGGUCUUCAACAAAAAAAUAAAGGUUUCUCCUUUUAACAGUGUAAA
Messenger RNA from Chelmon rostratus (copperband butterflyfish), 2676 nucleotides. Its product is annotated as eukaryotic initiation factor 4A-I-like. The record is from RefSeq and is a predicted model, not a curated record. The coding region runs from base 86 to 1300 and encodes 404 amino acids. Gene Ontology annotation, cellular component: cytoplasmic stress granule. Gene Ontology annotation, biological process: cytoplasmic translational initiation. The transcript has 11 exons. NCBI's taxonomy places the organism in Eukaryota, Metazoa, Chordata, Actinopteri, Chaetodontiformes, Chaetodontidae. Gene Ontology annotation, molecular function: RNA helicase activity; translation initiation factor activity; ATP binding.